AUGACUGAUUACCAGCAGGAGAAACUCAACGAGUCAAUCAUGGUCAUGAACAAGAGCCUCCAGGAGGUCAACAUCCAGAACAUGAACGUGGAGCUUGUGGCUCAGAUGUUCAAAAACUACCAGUCUAACGUUCUCUUCCACUUGGAAGCUACGGAUAAUCUGAAGGAGCCGCAAUAA
Molecule: messenger RNA, 177 nt
Organism: Aspergillus fischeri NRRL 181
Lineage: Eukaryota; Fungi; Ascomycota; Eurotiomycetes; Eurotiales; Aspergillaceae
Exons: 3
Coding region: 1-177 (58 amino acids)
Biological process (GO): attachment of spindle microtubules to kinetochore
Cellular component (GO): mitotic spindle; DASH complex
Source: RefSeq, a predicted model, not a curated record